AUGAAGCUCGCGGAAAUGGAACAGGAGAAGGAGAAUCCAAUCUACCACUCCCGAACUUCCAGGAUUCAAAAAUGGAUGGAAUUGGUGAAACGUGCUCAACAGGAUCUGGAAAUGCCGUUGGAUCCCCCAAAGCGAUUAAUGCCUGGCAACGUGGUCCUCUUCCAGACUCCCGUGAAGAAUAGCCAGAUUGAAGUCGGCCUCCUGAUGACUGUUUGGAAGGGGCUGAAAAGCCCCAAGCCUCACGCAGGAGAAGUGCCUGUGCAGUCUUGUGUGGCCUUCAGGGCAGUGCAGCUUAGCCCAUCAGACGACUUGGGCAAGGAGUGGGAGGCAGAUUGGCAUUCAGCUGCCUGGGUGGUGCGCCUGGAAGGUCUCAUCACAAUCUUGGACGUUGAAGAAAGUGUUCAGCCAUCUGUAAACUCUGGCAAGAUGAAGGUUCGCCUCAGCGAGGUCAGUGCAGAUGCAUUGAGCAGAUGCGAAAGCAUCCAGACAUGGGCAGUUGGUCCAACGAUGAGACGGGGGCAAGGUGGGAUGGCCACAGACUUGCGCCUGGCAUCCACCACUUCAAAGCCCGUGGAGGUGAAGAAGACUGUGCCUGGUAACAAGUUUGCCAAGAAAAAGUUGCAGGGCAAGAAGGGUAAAGGUGACCAGUCCACAAAGAAUGCUGAAGAGUCUCACUUGGACUUGAUCAGUGACAAAGAUGUCACCUAUGCACGCAGCGCAGCUGGUCGCAAGUUGAUCCGUGAAGAGCUUCGAAUGGUCCUCAAACAUGAUGCCGACUUGUAUCCCGACAGCAGGAUGUUUGACACCAGCGGCUUUUGCAGAAUGAAGAACGAGGAGGCAAAAGUCACGACGAUGCAGGAGAUCCUGGAGAAUGUCGGAGAAUGCAUGGAGUUCUUGUUCAAGAACUUGAAGAGCCUGGCGGCAUACCAGAAGGCAGUGGCAAGGCUUUUUCAGUCGAUUUGGUCCCAGCUGAAUAGUCAGCCUCCUGUGCGGCAAUGCCUGUUGAAGUUCCUGAAGGACGUGAUUUCCUUUGUCCGAAGCAAGAAAAGUGCUCCGGCAGAGGUCCGACAACUUCGGCGACAAUUGGAGGACAAUUGGGAGCUGCAAGGCGUUGUGCUGGGGGCCCAGUGGGGAGAUGAAGGCAAGGGCAAGCUCGUGGACAUCCUGGCGCAGGACGUUCAGGUAUGUGCACGAUUUAAUGGAGGUGCAAAUGCAGGGCACACUUUGUUGGUAGAUGGGAAAAAAUAUGCAUUUCAUUUGCUCCCGUGUGGGAUGAUCAACAAGGCUUGCAAGAAUCUCAUUGGCAAUGGCGUUGUAGUGCACAUACCAACAUUGAUGAAAGAACUCGACGCACUCAAGGAAUUUGAUCCACAAGCUUUGGAGAGAGUGUUUAUUUCUACACGUGCCCACAUCCUCCUCGACAGCCAUCAGACUAUAGAUGGAAUACUGGAGGCUGAACAAGGCUCCAACUCUAUUGGAACCACGAAACGCGGAAUUGGCCCUUGCUAUUCGUCAAAGGCAAUCCGUAAUGGAGUCCGCUUCGGAGAUCUGCUGCAUUUUUCAGAGUUCGAGCGAAAAUUGAGGGAACUCACUGCAUGGUCCCAGAAACGCUACAGCCAUCCUCGGGAGAAGGACUCAGCAGCACAACUGCAGCUGCGGAAAGCUUUGGGAGAGUACAAUACGCAGUCUGCAUUUGAUCCUGAACACGGUCAGAAGGGUGGGGUGAAGAAUUUGGAGGAGGAGAUUGAACGCUAUAGGAAGUAUUCAGAGCUCUUGCGGACACAGAUUGUGGACUCGGUGACGUUCUUGCAUCAAGAUGUAUCACUUGGAUCCAAGGUGUUAGUUGAGGGUGCCAACGCUGCACUCCUCGAUGUCGACUUUGGUACUUAUCCCUUUGUCACUUCUUCCAACACGACAGUUGGAAGUGUUUGCACUGGACUUGGCGUGCCACCAAAACUGGUAGACACAGUGAUUGGAGUGGUGAAGGCCUACACCACACGAGUUGGACACGGGCCUUUCCCGACGGAGUUGCAGAAUGAAAUGCAGUCCUUGGAGGACUUUGAUGAGACAUACAUAGGGCCAGAGGCCACCUUCGAACGCAAGGGGCAUACAGGUGGGCCUUUCAAGUGCACCCCUGGUCAGCCUGUCAAGGUUGGGAUGAUGCUGCAGGAAGUUGGUGCCGAGUAUGGCACAACGACCGGGCGGAGAAGAAGAUGUGGUUGGUUGGAUUUGGCCUUGGUAAAAUACUCGGCGCUGGUGAAUGGAUUUGACAGCCUGAACAUCACGAAGCUUGAUGUCCUCACUGGGCUGAAGCAGAUUCGGGUUGCAAUAGCUUACAGGAAUCGACAAAUGACCGAAGUGCGCCUUCCGAAUGGAUAUUUCCCAUCACACUUGGAUGAUCUCAAGGAGGUGGUUUGUGAGUAUGAAACCCUGCAAGGGUGGGCAGAAGACAUAUCCAAAUGUGCAAGUUGGGAAGAGCUGCCUGAAAAUGCCAAGAAGUACGUUGUGAGGAUUGAAGAGCUACUGGGCAUUCCUGUCUCCUGGGUAGGAGUUGGUCCAGACCGCAAUAGCAUGCUGAAGGUUCCAAAACGAAGGCUGGGUCUCAUGACAACUCGCUCGGAAUCGAGCCUUGUGCCAAAGCUCCCGGGAUCAUGA
Molecule: messenger RNA, 2655 nt
Organism: Durusdinium trenchii
Lineage: Eukaryota; Dinophyceae; Suessiales; Symbiodiniaceae
Source: the annotation of a GenBank genome assembly